AUGAAGUUCUUACAAUGGGUGCACCACAAAUUUCGGCACGGUAGCAUUGAGCCUCUCAAGGAUCUCAGUAUUGGGGAUCCUGGUAUUUUCCUUUCAGCUCAGCCAUCAGUUGAUGAUCAACAUUCCUAUAUGAAGUCAAGCUUUGGCUCCAGCUAUGGAUCUACAUCCUUGGAGCCACCUAAAAGGGACCAAGAAAAAUCUUUUUCUGAAUCUGAAGCCAAUAGAGAAGAAGAAACAUCUGCUAUUAUCUCAGAGCUAUUUCAUGGCUUUCUCACCAUUGGAACACUUGGCUCUGAACCAAGUAUCAAUGAGCCGGAAACACCAACUUUUGCAACAACUUUAGAGAACUUAAGUGAGCAAAAAACAGAAGUGACACAGAAUGACUUGAAGCUCAUCAGCUAUGAGCUAGAAAAGUUCCUUGAGGUGGAGACAAAGGAAGAAGGGGUUCUUGCAUCAUCAGCAAGGAACAGUCAUGCUAGCACCAUUACACUCAAUGGCAAGCAAAUGGAGGAAUCUGAAGAUGAAGAGUACUGGACGACAACUGUGGUAUGUCCGCUCAAAGAAUAUCUCUUUGGGUCCUCAAUUGAACUAACAGACACAAGAAUAGAAGCAAAGAAAGAAAAGACAUCACUGCAAGAGCUGUUUGAUAGGACAAAGAUGACAACUGAAAAUUGUAAGCAGACAAGUGAGAGUGUGGAUAUAAAAUCCGAGCAUAAGCAUACAUCUGCCAUGCAGUUCAUGAAGAAGAUCAUAAAAAAACUCCACGCUUCUUCGAAAAGCUCGGCCCCUUGUACUGGUGGUGAUGUAACUGAUCCUGUUUCCACCAGGAAGAAAUUUGGUGAGGCAUCUGAUUCUGUUUCAACCAAGAAGAAACCCCAUAAGGUUGGGUUCCUACAACUAGAUAUUCCCAGACCCACAGCUAAACAGCACAUCUUACGUAUGUUCCACAGAAGGAUCCAUCCUGAAAGCUCUACAGCUGCAAGAGAAUUUGUUGACGCCGAGAAAUACAAGGACAAGAACAAUUCCAGUGCCCAUGGUGAUUGUCGUGAAAAUAUGAUGCUCAUGGGCAGAGACAACAGAAGGUUCCCUCAAGGGGCAAUGAUAAAGGAGGGGACUGAACAUUGUAAGAAAUACAUGAACUUGCCCCAAUACAGGCUGAGUGGCAGCAAUUUUAGAAGAAAGGGAGAGCACUGGAUUAAAACAGAUGCAGACUACUUGGUGUUGGAGCUGUAG
Prunus armeniaca (apricot) is the source of this 1233-nucleotide messenger RNA. The record is from the annotation of a GenBank genome assembly. NCBI's taxonomy places the organism in Eukaryota, Viridiplantae, Streptophyta, Magnoliopsida, Rosales, Rosaceae.